Molecule: messenger RNA, 384 nt
Organism: Perkinsus marinus ATCC 50983
Lineage: Eukaryota; Perkinsozoa; Perkinsida; Perkinsidae
Exons: 1
Source: RefSeq, a predicted model, not a curated record
AUGGUACGCAAACGCAGUGAUGAUAGUGAGGACGAGGAUCAGCUGUGCGUGGAGGAGGCGGCUCAUAAGUGGGGAGAGGCCGUAGACUGUCAGGCGUGUCCAGUAGAUGAGCCUGAGGUCAUGACUUUCCGGAGCGCUGUUUCGCUGCUGGUGCGGUAUCAGAUGGUGAGAAUGUUCGAGUUGAGUGACAGGUUCCGGCUUUCUCUAUGGACGUUUGACCGUCUUCUUGAGGCCUCGUUGCCGAGGGUUUACGCUCUGCUGAGGGCGGCUUUUGACGGUCUGGGAGUCCCCACGUCAUUUUAUGCAUCGUCGUGGUUUCUUACGUUGUUCGCAUCGGAUUUGCGAGAUGAGGAGGAGGCUAGUGAGAGAAUCUUGGAUAUGUUU